AUGAAGGAUAUUAUGACUACUAUGGAUGUAAAAGGCAUAAAUUGGGUUGGAAACAUGUACCAGAAAUUCGAAAAUAUGUGUCUCGAGGCAGAAGAUCUGAUGUGUGAGGAUACGGUUGAAUAUAUUGAGAAUCAGGUGCAGAAUGUUGGAGAAAGUGUGAAAAAGUUAUAUUCCGAUAUCAUGAGAGAUUUGAUUCCUUCAAUUUCAUGUAUUUUGGAUGAAAAUGACAAUGACUAUGAGUGGCCAAUAGAUCGACGUACCGACCCUAGGUUCGGUAAGAAGCAGGUCCAAACUUUCAUGGAAGGACCUGCAAAGGCUAAUACCAAGCAAACAACCGAGCUUCGGAAGAUUGGUCUUAAUCUUGAUAAAUAUGGCAUACAUGCUGCAACAUAUGAUGGAUCUGGUAAGACCGGUGCUUUCUUUACUUCAUCUCCAAGGAAGUCUGUCAAAAAAAGCAAUAUUGUUUCACGUUCGAGACAGCACAUCGGGAGCAUGGAUGUUAAGUCAAAUCGAGGUGUUGAUGUAAACGAAGUAAAUGAAAAAAUGGUUGCAAAGGAGAUUUUCAAUGAAAUCCCUACGGUAGAAACAACAGAUACAGGCAUUCCAUCACAAUGUUGUGAGAUAUCGAACGAGGAUCAAAAUCAUAUUGCUUGUGUUUCAAAGCCAGCUUCAGAUGAAAAAAAACAGAUCGAUACGAGUUCUUAUGAUGAUCAGAGUCAUAAAACCAUGCAAGAAGAUCUGAAGCUUGAGGAAACAUGUGUUAUGGUGACGAGCGACGAUCUCGAAUUAGUCCCCAAAGAAAUUGCGAAUCUGAAGGCUAACAAGAAGACAAUGCGGAAAGGCUUUUCGCUAUCGAAGAAAUCUGCAAGAAAACAAGAGUAUAAAGAGCUUGCAGUGUGGCAUGGGAAGAACGGAGAUUUAAUGAAGAAUUUAGAUGAAACUUGUAAUGUGUCUGAACCUGAAUGGGAGCUUCUGUAG
Messenger RNA from Lathyrus sativus (Indian pea), 978 nucleotides. NCBI's taxonomy places the organism in Eukaryota, Viridiplantae, Streptophyta, Magnoliopsida, Fabales, Fabaceae. The record is from the annotation of a GenBank genome assembly.